Molecule: messenger RNA, 1377 nt
Organism: Triticum turgidum subsp. durum (durum wheat)
Lineage: Eukaryota; Viridiplantae; Streptophyta; Magnoliopsida; Poales; Poaceae
Source: the annotation of a GenBank genome assembly
AUGGUUCGAUAUUUAUUAAGUAAGUACAGGGAGACAUGUUGGCACGUGAUGGGAUCCGAUUCCGAACUGGGCUGGUGCUGGAGAUCGGACAAGCACGUAGUAAAAUGGGCCGGCCCAAGUGUCCACUGGGCUUUUCCUUCCUUCCUUCUUCUCCUGCGCAUCCCCACUCCCCAUUUCCGUUUCAACCAAACCCUAACCCUAGCCCACAUCCACUGGGACGGCGACGAGAUGGCGCUCCGCCGCCGCGGUCCGCCGUCGGCGUCGGCGCCGCCUCUGGAGGACGAGAACCUCCUCGGCGAGAUCCUCCUCCGCGUCGCCCCGCUGCCCUCCUCGCUCCUCCGCGCCUCCCUCGUCGCCAAGCAAUGGGAGCGCCUCGCCGCCGCGCCCGCCUUCCACCGCCGCUUCGUCGCCCACCACCGGCAGCCCCCCAUCCUCGGCGUCUUCGGGCAGCAAGGCCGGGAGCUGGUGUUCACCUCCCUCCUCGACGCUCCCGACCGCAUCCCGCGGGAGCGCUUCUCGCUGCGGCCCGGCGACGAGAUCGAUUUCUGGGGUCUGCUCGGGUGCCGCCAUGGACGUGUCCUCUUCAUCAGCACGUUUCGUCGUGCGCUCCUUGUGUUCGACCCCGUCAACGGCGACCGCCUGUGCGUGGCAAUUCCGCUGUAUUUGGAACGGUAUGUCUUUGGUGGAGCUGUGGUCUGCGCCGCCGGCGACGACCAGGGCCACGUGCACGGAGACUGCCAUUCGAGCCCCUUUAAGGUGGUCCUGGUAGGCACCAGAGAGAACCACCCAGCCAUAGCCUGGGUCUACUCCUCCGAGACCGGCAUGUGGAGCAAUCUUGUCUUCACCACAGAACCAUGCGACGGUCUGAUUGACGUCCAUUUCCCCUGUACCCUUGUCGACAAUGUCCUUUAUUGGUGGUUGUAUGGGCAUGACAAUGGCAUACUCGAGUUCGAUCUGCAUACCCAGACACUAGCUGUGACCGAGGGGCCUUCCCCUGUGGACAUCAACUCUAUCAACAGCCGGAUCAUCAGGGGAGAGGAUGGCGGUGUUGGCGUCGCAGUAUUUUCGUAUCUGAGCUUGAAAAUGUGGAAACGCGAGGUCAGUAGUCAGGGUAUUCACACAUGGCUGCUGCAGAAGAUUGUUGUCUUCCACAAGAUCAUUGAUCUUACACAUCAGAUCAAGGCAAGGAAGGAAGCUAUAGUGGGGUACUCAGAGGAUGCUCAUGCGCUUUUUAUAAAGGUGUCUUGCUGUUCAGGACCCCAUACCUUCAUUGUUGAACUUGAGUCAAUGCAGUCCAGGAAAAUUAAUCAAAGUUUUUUGGAGAAUUCAUAUCAUCCGUUUGCAGAUUUUUUCACUGCAGGUACUGUUCGAGCGUGA